This is a messenger RNA of Sporothrix schenckii 1099-18, 4671 nucleotides long. RefSeq names its product PHD finger and BAH domain protein (Snt2). NCBI's taxonomy places the organism in Eukaryota, Fungi, Ascomycota, Sordariomycetes, Ophiostomatales, Ophiostomataceae. Gene Ontology annotation, biological process: histone catabolic process. The coding region runs from base 1 to 4671 and encodes 1556 amino acids. Gene Ontology annotation, molecular function: ubiquitin-protein transferase activity. The transcript has a single exon. Gene Ontology annotation, cellular component: Lid2 complex. The record is from RefSeq and is a predicted model, not a curated record.
AUGAGCUGUGUGCGCCCUCCUCUACUGAAGAAGCCCUCCCGUGGCUUCGCAUGGUCCUGUGCUGCAUGCAGUCGCGCCCAGGAACGCCUCUUGGAGGCACGCCACACGCCGAACGUCAUUGACGGCCGCACCCCCGAUGCGACCGGCGCCGCCGCCGGCGCUGCCACCGCAGCCGCCGCCGACGACGACGAGCUGCUCGAUGACGACGACGAGGACGGUGCUGGUGGAGACACCGGCCGCACCAGUCCCGAUCAGGACGAAGAUGCGCACCCGCCAGCGACAGCUGAACAGCAGUACCAGGCCAGUCUCUGGCCGUACCGGUACCUCGGCAUUCACUGCAAGGUCGAGGACGCGCUGGACUACGACGAUCGCAUCUAUCCGCGCGCUGCGACCCGUGUCGGCCCCCGGCACCAGGCUGUGGUCUUGCCCUGGCCGGGCCGGCCGGUCGAGUAUGUGAUGCCGCCCGACAUCAAGAAGGCCACCCGCCGUGAGGCUCGGCAGAACAAGGAAGCACUGGCCGCAUACGAACGCGAGCGCGAGAGCCGCCCGAAGUGGAUCCAGGACACACCCGCCGGCUACAUUGAGCGUGGGCAGGACUACGACGACGACGACGAGCGCAACACGGCGUACCUACUGUACAAGUCGCCCAACGCGCCGCCAAGUGUCCCCCCCGCUGAGAAGCCGGCUGCCGGUGCCGCCGACGCCGACGCAGGCUCCGCCGACUGCAAGAUGGACAUUGACCCGCCUGAGACGAAGGACGCCAAGACGAAGAAGACACCCGACAUCUCCGACGAGGAAAUCGACCAGUUUAUGGACAAGGCCGUCGCAAAAGCUGCAAAGCUCGGCGUACCUCCGCGGUCGACCAACCUGCACGACGUGGCUGCGGAUCUGCUGUUCCACAACAACUUCAACACAGACAAGGCGCUGAAGGAGCUUGACCGCAAGAAGCCAGAUGAGUUUAGGGAGCCCAUCCUCAACGCCGCCGAGUACAAGCGGUUUGAGGACGCCGUUACCAAAUUCGGCUCGGAGCUCCACCUCGUUACGCGCCACGUCAAGACAGUAUUUUACGGUGACAUUGUGCGCUACUACUACGCCUGGAAGAAGAGCGAGCGCGGCAAGAUCAUCUGGGGCAACAAUGCCAGCCGCAAAGGCAAGAAGGAGGCAAAGGAGGCCAAGAAGGCCGAGGCCGCCGCCGCGAAUAAGAUUCAGGACGACGUGGCCGAUGACGUUGACGACUCUGCCUUUGAUACCGACAAGGCCGACGCUCUCAAACGCCAGUUCCAGUGCAAGUUCUGUAGCACAAAGACGUCCCGGCAGUGGCGCCGCGCACCUGCUGCUGUGCCCACCGGUGUCCUCGCCGAGUCGCUCGGUGGAGGCAGUGGUCGCAGUUCCAACCGCGAGAGGAGCCAGAACCAGAACACGCAGCAGUAUGUAGCAGCGCUGUGCCGUCGCUGCUCCGAGCUCUGGCGCCGGUAUGCGGUGCAAUGGGAGGAUGUGGAGGCCCUCACCGCCAAGGUCACCAACGCGGGCGGCCGUCUCGUGAAGCGCAAGCUGGACGACGAACUUAUGAAAGAAAUCGCCGCAGCUGAGGAGAUGAUCCGCCUUACCGAAGCCAACUUCAGCGCCCUCCACCAGUCCACGGAACCUCCACGCAAGCGACUCAAGGGCCAGAACGGCAGCGCUGCCGACAAGGACGCCGACUACAACGCGUCAGACUCCGCAUCUAGCUCGACAUACCCUGCAUCGUCGUCCAACAACAGACGGCGCGAUCGCGAACGGGCCAACGCCGAGCGGGCGGCCGCCGAACGGGACCGAUCUGCCACCGCAGAGCGUGCAUCAGGCGGCGGACGCUCCAACGGAUCGACGCCCGCUGUAGGGGGAGGACGCUCCUCAGCCAACGCCUACUCGCGUACGGUGGCCGAACUUCUGCCCGAGCCGAAGAAGCUCCCCUGUGCUGUCUGUCUCAAGACAAAUCUGGCGAAUGAGGACCAGCGCGUGGUGUGCCGCGACUGCCGCCUGACCGUGCACCGGAGCUGCUAUGGCGUUCUCGACAACCGCAACCCGCACAAGUGGCUUUGCGACAUGUGCACCAACGACCGCAACCCCCACAUGUCCAUCAACUACAACUGCGUCCUUUGCCCGGUCGAGCACAGCAAGCCUGCCGCCGGCGCACAGACGUCGUCCUCGCACAGCAAGAGAUCCGACGCACAAGGUCGCGAACGGGACCGCAUCGAUCGUGAACAGGCCAAGAAAGCCGACGAGUACUACAGAAAGCGCCAAGAGGAGCUCAACAAGCCCGUCAACCCGCGCGAGGCGCUCAAGCGGACGGCUGACAACAACUGGAUCCACGUCACCUGCGCCGUGUGGACACCGGAGAUCAAGUUUGGCAGGGCCCGCGCUCUCGAACCGGCUGAGGGCGUUGCCUCCGUCCCGCGGGCCCGGUACGACGAGCAAUGCAAAAUCUGCAAGACCAAGUCCACUGGCGCGUGCGUGUCGUGCAACCAGUGCCGUGCGCAGUUCCAUGUGCAGUGCGCGCACCAAGCCGGCUAUAUCUUUGGCUUCGACCUCGUCCCCGUCAAGGGCUCGCGCCGCGACCAGGCCAACAUUGUCACCCUAAACGGCGUCAACGGUCUGCUGGUACCGGCGAUUUGGUGCCGCGACCACAUCCCACUGAAGAGCUCGGCGUACCUGCCGUACGAGAAGAUUGAUGGCUCGGACAUGUCGGGUCUUCAGUUUUACGUCGAGAACUACAAGCAGGCCGACCUCGCCCUGACCGGCUGCGCGCGCAAGGCUAACCUCCUCUCGAUCGCCUCCAAGAUGUCGGGCUCGCUGGUGGCCGGUGCGAACUCGGCUGCAGGCAGAGGAUCGUCCCCCGACCAGAACACGGCGCCUCAGAGCAACGGUAGCAACAGCCGCCAGGGCUCGGUGUAUCUCAACGGCGACUUCGGCAGCAAGCUCUCGGCGGCGACGGCGACGGCCGUGGGGGCCAAGAAAGCCGUCAAGGACAACAAGGUCUGCCUCACGUGCGGCAGCGACGUCAGCCCCAAGUGGCAUGCCAUCGACAAGACGCAAGAGCGCGAACUCGCCAACGGGUUCUACGGCAAGAUGGGCGAGGAGGCGCAAAAGUUUGUUGCCCAGCGCAACUACCAGUGCCACAAGUGCAAGAAGACAGGCCGCAAGCCUUCGCCCCACAGCCACGACCGCGAGAUGCACGAUCGGGCCGUGCACGGCCUCGAGCACGUCCACCGGGAACAGGAGCGCGCCCAGGAACACGAGCUUGCUCGCGGCCUGGUUACGGAGUUCACCAGCCACCCUCAUGGCGGCCGGCCGAACCCCCAGGCUUCACCCCACACCCAGCACCACCACCAUCGCAGUGGCAGCAGCCAGGGCCACAUCGCCCACAGCCUGACGGGCACUCCAAGCCAAUCGCGCGAGACGGAGCACCGCUCGACUGUCGUUAAGAGAGAAGAAGAGCCGUAUUCGGACGACAUGCAACGGCUGGCGCCACGGUACCCGCCUGAGUCCGACCUAUCGCGACCGCCACCAUCGCAAUCGCAACUGCACCAGGCACCGCCUCUGUUGCCAGCGCAUCAGCAGCCCCUCCCGCCACCUUCGCAGUCGCUGUCGCAGCCGCAGACACCGUCGCAGUUGCCUCCUCGCGCGCCGUCGUCGCACCAUCACAAUAUCCUGCAUCCUGUCGACCACGCACGCCCAGAUCCCCCCCAGCGGUCGCCGUACUCGCACGCACAGCAGCUGCCGGCCUCGACGCACCCUCCGUCAAGCAGUGGCGGUCCGCCUACGGGUCUUGGCUCGUCUCGGUCGCCACCCGACAUGGCACCGCGGUACUGGUCCUCCAACAUGGGCUCGUCCGGUGCUGCUCCGCCGCCGCCCCCGCCGCUCCCACAACAGGCACCGCCGCCACUUACGUCCAUUCGGCCGGGCUCAUCACGAGGCACUCCGUCUCCCCAUACGAUGCAUUCGGCUCCGCACAUGCAGCAGCACCACUCGCCACACUCGAUGUCUGUUCCCCCUCGGUCGUCUGUCUCACAGCAGGCCCCGCCUGCGCCUGUCCACCCGUAUUCCUCGUCGUCCUAUUCCGACUGGCGUCGUCCGCCUACAUCGUCGCAAGCGCCACCGCCUCCGCCGCCGUCGUCGCGUCGUGAACCGCUGCACAGCGCAAGCACGAGCAACAGCUUCACGCACAACCACCUGCGUCCGCCGCCGCUCAGCGGCAUGCAGAACAGUGGGAGCAGUGGUGGCGAGUACAUGGGCCAGAGCGUGAUGAAUGGCCGCCCACCGUCGCCGCCCCGGCGUAGCCUAGGCGGUCCGCCACCGCCUCUGGCGCACGAGCGCAACAGCCGGGACCCGUACGGCCACAGCUACGGCGGACAUGCGCCGUACGGAACGUCACACGGGUCGUCACAGCAUUCGCCGCAGAUGCAAAGCACAAGCCCGCACCAUCCAUUUGCGCAAAUGCUGCACCCGCAGCGAUCGGCUUCGUCGAAUGCGUCGUUUAUGAACGCCGGACUCAACACAAACAAUGUGACGCGCGAGGACUUUACCCUUCGCGGUCCAGCGAACAACGCCGCGCCGCCGCCGCCGCGGCCCAGUGAGCCGCGCAACGGCAGUUCGGCAAGCUCCAACCCGUCUCUGCGCAACUUGCUUUCGUAA